Molecule: messenger RNA, 5729 nt
Organism: Peromyscus californicus insignis
Lineage: Eukaryota; Metazoa; Chordata; Mammalia; Rodentia; Cricetidae
Gene: Cr1l
Product: complement C3b/C4b receptor 1 like
Exons: 12
Coding region: 303-1763 (486 amino acids)
Biological process (GO): negative regulation of complement activation, classical pathway
Source: RefSeq, a predicted model, not a curated record
CGGGUUAUAUUCAACCCGCGUUCCCAUAAUGCUUUGUUUUCUUUGGAACCAAAGUUCAUACGAAGAGAACAUCCUGGAACUGACUUGCUAGGUUUUUAGUUCUGUGCCUGCAUCCCUGAAGCGAUCUCCCAGGAGAAAUUCCACAGAAAUCCCAGGAACAAGUCGUAAACAAGACCCCGCCCAACAAGGGGAAGCUGUGGUCAAAACCUUUAUUCCGGAACUCGGCGCCAUUUCCCGCACCCUGGGCGGGGUUGCCUUCUCUGCUCUGCGGUUCUACAGCGCUUGAAACCCGUGUGAAGAAAAUGAAGGUUUCUCGGAUCUCAGAGCUUCUGGGCACUGUGGGACGCCUUGUAGCUUUCUGCCGAGGCAGAGUCCAGCUGGCGGUCCUGCUGCUGUCCUUGGCGCCAUCUACUUUAGGCCAGUGCACAGACCCACCAUGGUUUUCAUUUGCCAGCCGUAUAAAUAAAACUGAUGAAUCCAGUUUUCCCAUUGAAACAUCUUUGAUGUAUGAAUGCCGCCCAGGAUAUUUCAAGAGGCAGUUCUCCAUCAUCUGCCAACAAAACUCAGACUGGACAAGUGCUGAAGAUAUGUGUAUUCGUAAAUCAUGUGAAACUCCUAAAGAUCCUCAGAAUGGCAUAGUACAUGUACACACAGACAUUCGGUUUGGAUCCAGUAUUAAUUAUACUUGUAAUCCAGGAUACCACCUCAUUGGUUCCUCCUCUGCUGUAUGUGUAAUCUCAGAUCAAACUGUUGCUUGGGAUAAUGAGGCACCUAUUUGUCAGAUAAUUGUUUGUAAGACACCCCCUUCCAUUGACAAUGGAGAUUUACUUACUACCACAGAAGAUUUUCAUUAUGGAAUGGUGGUUACCUAUCGCUGCAGAUCUGAUGCGAGAGGAAAGAAGCUCUUUAACCUGGUGGGUGAGGCAUCCUUACACUGUACCAGCAAUGAUGGGAAAGUUGGAGUCUGGAGUGGCCCUCCUCCUCAGUGCAUUGAAUUCAGGAAAUGUACACCUCCUCAUGUUGAAAAUGCAUUCAUAGUGUCUGAAAACAGAAGCUUGUAUUCCUUAAGGGAUAUUGUGGAGUUUAAAUGUCAGCCUGGCUUUAGCAUGGAAGGAGCCAGUAGUGUGCAGUGUCAUGACCUAAACAAAUGGGAGCCAGAGUUACCAACCUGCUUCAAGGUGAAAUCCUGUGGUGUUUUCCUGGAACAUCUUCCUAAUGGACGUGUGCUAUUUCCACUAAAUCUUCAACUUGGAGCCAAAGUGUCCUUUGUUUGUAAUGAAGGGUUUCAAUUAAAAGGCAAUUCUGCUAGUCAUUGUGUUCUGUCUGGAAGGGACAGUGUUUGGGAUAGCCGUGUUCCUGUGUGUGAAAAAGUGAUAUGUAGCCUCCCACAGUAUAUGAGUGGAGUUCGGAAAGAGUUGAAAAUAAAAGAAUAUUACUAUGGAAAUAAUGUAACUUUGGAAUGUGAGGAUGGGUAUACUCUAGAAGGCAGUUCUCAGAGCCAGUGCCAGUCAGAUGCCAGCUGGGAUCCUCCUCUGGCCAAAUGUGUUUCUCGCACAAACAUCAGUCUCAUAGCUGGCAUUGUCUUUGGGGUGAUCUUUAUUUUACUUGUCAUUGUUUGCUAUUGGCUGAUUCGGAAAUAUAAAAAACGCAAUACCACAGAUGAAAAGUGUAAAGAAGUGAGUAUUCAUUUCAAUUCUCAAGAAGACAGCUGUAGUCACCCUCAAGCUCUGCUCGCAAGUCAGGAGAACAGCAGCGUUCACUGACUUUAUUGUUUCAACAAUAAACUGCGAAGGAAAACAUUAACUAUCACUCCCGGGGCAUCAUCCACAGACGCGAAAACGAUCCUUCAAAAAGCAAUUUGUCCUAUUUUUAAAGCAGUUUUGAAUAGUAAAUAAGAUCACUCCAAUUUUGACAAUUUCACAUACCAACAGCUUUUCACUGUAAACUGACGUGGCAUUGUUCUCUGUGGUCACAAGUGACACUGGGAAAUUCUACUUUCUAUCAGAGAUCCAGCAGUGACAACAAAUGUUUUAUUGGCUAGUCCCCUUAAACCCUGGAUUUCUAUCCUCUUCCCUUGCCUUAUUCAGUAAUGUCUUACAGAUUGCUCAGAUCUCUACUUCUUACUCAGUUACCUCAUCCCUGUCCUUGGGCCCCUCACAUUCACAGCUCCAUAAUUCUGUAUCACACAGAGCUGUUUAUCAUAGCACAACCUGUGCAGGUCUGUAAUCCUGAUACUUGGAAGGUGGAAGCAAAAGGAUCAGUUCAAAGUCAUUUUCAGUUAUAUAAGGAGUUUGAUUGAGAUCAGCCUGGGCUACCUGACAUCCUGUCUAAACAAACAAGCCACACACACACACACACACACACACACACACACACACACACACACACACCAGAAAUAAUAGCAGCUUAUGCUCUGGAAAGGAAUUGGGCUGCUCUCCUAAUAAGCAGAAGCAAAAACAUCACAUUGUUUAAUAAAAUUCUUCUAUGUCCUUCUUUCUGACUACAAUGUGCAUUAAUUGAAACUUGGCCUUUUCUCCCGAUACAUAUGGCUAAAAUCUGUAAUUCAGCAACGGACAGUAGAAGAGGCCUUCAGGAAAAAAAAAUAGGAGGUACAGGGAAGGCAUUUUAUAAUCAGUAGAAUUGUAAAUACAGGCAACUUAAAUUUUUUUAGACAAAAAAACUGCAGUUACUAUUUUCUUCUGCAAUGGAGGUGAAUUUACAAAGCCUUCUGUUUAUUUUCUGGUUUCCUAGUCACUUCUUCCCUUUUGUCUUGAAGCUUGUUUUUCCAUAUUAUAUAUAAAGGAAAAUGAAAUAUUCAUUUUUUAAACUCAGAAUUUAUGUUAUCCCCUAAGUUUUAAUGAUCAUCUUCCUCAAAUGACUAUCGUCAUCAUAGCUAAUCCACCAGGGAAUAGGAAAGUUGAGGUGACAGCAGUAUGCCAUCCUACAAUGCCCUUUUAUGUUAGUCCAGAAGUUUGAAGGGAAAAUCAUACUGCUUCUGUAAUAGCACAUAUAAAUGAAUAAAAGAGGAAAAAACUAAUAAUGUAAAAUUUUUUGAGACAGAAUGACAUAGAAUACUAUGCUUUGGGGGAAUUCUCUUAAGAUCUGCAUCCAAGGUUCUUAGGUGUUGAGUUGUUUCCUUUACUGUUGGGAUCUAUGAUGGGAAAGUUGUGCAGAAUCAAUUCCAGGCUAACCAUGUAGUCCCACUGUAGGAAGAAAAUAACAACUGGAGCUAGGGUUGUUUUUACAGGAAAUUGUUUUUAAAACAUUCCAUGAAAGUGCUCAAAAUAUCAUUUAUUUAGAUUUGUAUAUGCAAGAUUACCCACCUAAAAUUCUUUCCCAUCUUUCUUUAUGCCCAAGUUCUACUAGCCCACCUCGGAAUUCACUCACCCAAGAGGCCUCCUAAAUAGCCACAUUGCAAAGUGAUGAUUCUGUCUAGAACACCAAGCAUAUCCUGCCUGUAAUGUUUUAUACAUGUAUAAAAUUUAUACAUGUAAUUCCUUCACUUGAGAGAUUGACACAGAAGGAUUGCUACAAGUUCAAGGCCUCUCAGGACAUUUAACCUUUCUCAAAAAUAAAUAAAAAUAAAUAAAUAAGUGGUAUAAAUUCAUUUUUUAAAAUGGUAAAUACACAGAAUAUUUUGUAUAUAUUGAGCCAGAUGUGAUGACUGACUCCUGUAAUCACUCUGGAGAACCCUGAGGCAAGAGGAUCAAAGGUCAUUCUUGACUGCAGUCUACCAAAGCAUUAAGGUUAAUUAUUUUUGGCAACAUUUUGUAGACAACGAGUGAGAAUUUAUACUAGGCACAAGACCUGUGUGCCCAGGCCAAAUGUCAAAGUGAAAUGAAAAGGUGGAGGCAUAUGUCAAAGAUAUAGCUAUGUGGUAAAGGAGAGAAUGUUUGUAGGAGUGUAGGUGGGUGAUGCUGACCAGUCUUGAUAGAAAGAAAACAAUGAGGAGCAAUCAAGUGGGCAGUAACCAAUGGUGGACCUCUUAGGGAUUUGUCUACUGGUUGAGGGAUAGCAUUCAGGCCAUAAAGGAAAGGCAGCAGUCUUGUUAGGGGAGAACUCGGGUACCCUAUACUGAAUAUACCAUCCUUGCUUAUUUUUCGUGGUAGUAACAGGAAAUGGACACAAUUUCUAAAGCUAACUUUCCUCUGAGAGGAUUAGCUAUCAUUUAUACCUCUGCCACAAGCACACUUCUAAAGAGACUGAAGGAAAUGCUUUGUGCACUGUGGAUGACCUAUGUAUUUUCCAGAUCAAGUCUCUGCUUAUUAACUGACAGAAGGAAAAACAUGAAAUGUACUCAUUAAUUUCUUCUUUCCAUUCCACUUCCUCUUUUACAUCAUACUUUCUUGUGCCCUACAUGAAAAACAGAAAAGAGGGUAAAAAACACUUUUGAUGAAUCUGCAUUUAUAUGUAAUACCAGCAUCCUGAUUAUUGGCAUAUGAAUUCUUGAUAGUUCAGUUAUCCAUCAUGCUGUUAUCUAAAUGAAAACAUCCUGUGAUUUUUAAUGUCCCUUCUUGACAAAAUGGACAAAAACAAAAAUCAGCAAAAACGGCAAAGUUAGAGGAUACCUGGGAUUCCAUGUUAGUUAAGAAGCCAAUUCAUUUCAACAGAGUAAGAUCUAAGAUUCAAGUUUUUGACAUUACUUCACAGACAUUCAGAGAAUUUUGUAUAGGGAUAAUAAUGCUUCGACAGCAUCCAGUAAAAUUCACUUUUAGCCUGCCUGCUUGGUUGUCACUCCCUUGCACCCUUACCUUAUGUUGAAAUCACACACCAUAAAGUUAGAGGACAAGACUGAGUGGACAGAAAAUUGAAUGACUUGAAGAAAGAAGAUGUAGUCCAAGAGUUCUGCUUUAUAAGUCCAUCGUUUUCCUUUCUUAUUUUAAAAUGUUCAUAAAAUGGAAUGGGUUCAUUAAAGAACAUUAGGAAAAUGCAAAAAUAUAUGAAAACAAAUAAUAAUUAUUCUGUGUAACAACAGCCAUUACUAAUACAUUUUUAAAACAGAACACACUCUAAACAUAUCAGAGAAAAGCUUAUAUAAUAUCAGUUAUCACCUUCUCUAUGGAAUAGAAGUAACUUUUGCUUAUUUAAAAAUAUUUUAAAUGGUGAUGGGGCAAAGUGACCAAGAUUACUCAACAGACUGUCUGAAAAAACUAAAAACUGCAUUUCUUCUACUUUGAAAGUUCUUUUGUACCAUGCUCUGUAUUAUGAAAACUUUUUCCUGUAAAGAAAUGAUAAAUAAUUGAGAUUGAUAUGUUUAACUGAUUUGAAUAUUUGUGGUGAUGUAUUGUGUUCCCCAAUAUACUGUGUCUCCCAAUAAAAUUUACCUGAGGAUCAGAGGAAAAAGCCAGCCACUAUAGUAAACAAAAGUCAUGCAAUGUUAGCACACACCUUUAAUCCUAUCACUUGGGAGGCAGGGAUCUGUCUGGAUCUUUGUGAGUUCAAGGUCACACUGGGAACAGAGCCAAGUGUGGUGGCACAUGUCUUAAAUUCCAACACUAGUUAACCAUUUUAGGUUUGGAGGUCUGUACAGACAGAUGGGAAGUGACAGAGUUGGGCAGGAAGAGGAAGUGAUGUAGCUAGACAGAGAGAACAAAUCAGAUGGCAGAAUAUCAAGGCAUAUAGGCAUGGGUAGACAGGAAGUCUUGCUUUUGAAAGCUGUAGAGUUGGUGAGGUGAGGUUAGCAUGUGGCUGUUCCUGUUCCUCUGAUCUCUCUCAGGUUUUCACUCCUA